AGUUUAAGUUCGCAGUAAUGAAUUUUGCUCCGUCCGAUGGAUACCGUCGUUAACUCUGCGCUCGAAGAAAUCUGCUCCAAUGGCGAUUCCGGUCUCCAUCUCUCGAAGCUAUGGCCGAAGCUACAGCCUUCAAUUUCCAGUCAAGGCUUUAAACUUUGCCCAAACUUCAAAAAAGUUCUUUGGUUUAACCUCAUUGACAUUCCGGGCCUUAAAUUCGAAUCUAAUGGCAUUGUUUAUAGUUCGAUGGAUAGUUGUGUUCGUUCGUUCGAGGAAAGUGAGCGAUUAGAUUUGAAAAUCAUUGCGCCGGAACAUAUGUGUGAUGGUUUUAUUGGAGUUUAUGAUAUUGAGGCCUCCGAUGCUAAGCUGUCUAAGCAUGAACGUCGUGUUCUUCGUUGCCUUGCUACUGUUAGAGGAAAAGGAAUCGCGCAAAAUGAGCUUGGCAAAGACUUUAAGAUCAAAGGAAACGAUAUGUUCUACAUAGUGAGGAAGCUUGAAAAACGAGGAUUGAUUGUCAGACAGCCAACAAUCCUUAGGAUUAGAGACAUGGCUGGAGAAGGGGACUUCAAUAAGGGUCCAGUUUCCACUAAUAUGCUCUAUUUAUCUCGCUACGCAAAGAAUUUGGGUAGUCAACAAAGGCUUGAGAUAACCAAGGGGGUUAAUUCCAUGGAGGAUAGUGAGAUCGCUGAUGGUGAAGAUGAAAAUAGUGUUGGUGUUUCUGAUGAACCUCUUGAUGUAGAUCUAUGCGUAAAAGAUUUUCUUCCGGAACUAGAAGCUGUCUGUGAUAAGCUUGAAAAUGCUGAGGGAAAGGUCCUUGCUAUGGCUGAUAUCAAGCCAGAACUUGGUUAUCAAGGGACUCGUGGGCAUAGGAGAUGGAGAUAUAUUCUCAAGAAGCUGAAGGAGGCUCAAGUGGUGAAGGAGGACGAUGUCAUUAUAGACGGGAAGGAGGUCAAGUGUCUACAUCUGUUGAAGGGGUUUUCACCAAAACAUUUUGAAACAAUGAUCAAAAAGGCCAAGAGAGGUCAUAUUUCGGACCUGCUUUUAGAGCUUCCUAUUGAGCAUCAAAUUUAUGAUAUGGUGGAUGCUGAGGGAGAUAGAGGGUUGCCCUUCAAUCAGGUAUGCAAAAGGCUGGGAUUAAGCAAUAAACAACACUACAAUCGGCUGUUUGAUAUUGUUAAUAGAUUCGGAAUACAUAUGGAGCCAGAACUCAUGAACAAAGCCAAGGGUUACCGACUCUGGACUCCUGGAAACCAUAACCCUGGAGCUUCAACUAUCGCUCUGAAUAAACCAGUAGUAGACCCUUCCGAAAUUUCUGGCUGCACUCCACUUGAAACACAUAGAGAAUUUCAAGAGAACUCAGCAUUAGCCAGACAAGAUGUGGAUGCUUCAGUUCCUGAAGGUAAUGGUGUAGCUAAUAGCCAAAAUGUAAGCACAGGAACUUUCCCCAAAGUUUCUGAUGGCUUGGUGCUGGAUGAAAAGGAUGAAUCUGUCCCAGUUUGUCUGAGCAGUUCACUGAACUCGACCAUCAAGGUAAUCAGUACCACUUCUGAUGCAGAGGUGCAGAUAGUGAGUGCAGCAGCAUCAUAUGUUGCUCCAGCAGACGCACUGGCUCUUGCUGUGCCGACACCUUCAAGACGCCGAUCUUAUCCGAGGUAUCCCUGUCUCACAUUGGAAGCAACCAGUGCAAAGAGGGAGCAGUGGAUACUUAAACUUCUACAGGAGGAGGAGUUCCUGAUCAAAUCAGAGCUAUACAAACGGCUUCAGGAUCUUGAGAAGGAGAAGACAACAGCGACAGACAGAAAGACCUUAGAUCGUUGCCUGAAAAAUCUCUUGCAAGCAGGACAUUGUAAACUUAUCGUUGCUUAUGUCCCUGUUCUAACAAAUUGUAACCACAGUCGUAGGAUACAGGUGGUUUUGCACCCUUCAGUUCCUAGUGUAUCUGCCGAACAGAUUCAUGAGAGAUUCAGGUCUUUUGAAACACAAAUCCGCACUCAAUCCUCUUCUCAAUUGAAAACAGGAGAGCCAUCUCCUCAACUGAAUGAUCUCACCAGGACACAUCAAAGCAUAAAAUUGAACCAAGCUGAGCGAGCUGAAGCUAUGCGUACAAAUGGAUUUGUACUGGCCAAGAUGGUUCGCUCAAAGAUUUUUCAUAUCUAUGUAUGGAAAUAUGUGAACAGUUUGCCUGGUUGUGAAGAUGUUUUGUCAUCUUUUAAAGAUGGUCAUGACCUAAAAAAUCCUCAUAGUACAUGUAAAUUAAUUGAUUUAAAUGCAGCUAUUAAGGCCAUGCCGCUUGAACUGUUCUUACAAGUUGUUGGCUCUACUCAAAAGUUUGAGGAUACGAUCGAGAAAUGUAAAAAUGGGUUUCGCCUUUCUGAUCUUCCUCUGUUGGAGUACAAGCAUUUGAUGGAUAUCCGAGCGACUGGACGGCUAUCAUCAUUGAUUGACAUUUUACGACGUUUGAAGUUGAUUAGGCUUGUAUGUGGUGGACAUCCAGAAAACACUGCAGAUCUCCCUCAUACUACUCUGGUUCACGUAUUGGAGCUUAAACCUUACAUUGAGGAACCUGUUUGCUUAGUGGGUUCAUCUCAUUCUAUUCAUUGUCCAGAUCUUCGCCCUCAAAUCAGACAUGAUUUUGUUCUUUCAAGUAAAAAAGCUGUGGAGGAAUACUGGAACACUUUGGAGUAUUGCUAUUCUGCUAGUGAUCGUAAAGCCGCUUUGCAUGCAUUCCCCGGCUACGCAGUUAAUGAGGUAUUUCUUUUCCGAUCAUGGGCCUCAGUCAGAGUUAUGACGGCUGAUCAGCGGGCUGAACUCCUUAAGCGUGUUAUUAACGAUGGCCCACAGAGGAAACUUUCAUUCAAGGAAUGUGAGGAGAUUGCUAAUGAUCUGAAUUUGACUCUUGAGCAGGUCCUUCGUGUCUAUCAUGAUAAACGACAACGACGACUUACCAGAUUUGAUCGAGCUUCAGAUGCUGGAAAGGACAGAAUUCAGCCAAAUCAAGGUACACCUACAUUAUCUCCAAAGAAAAGGAAAAGACCUGUAAGAAGGAAAUCUUCAAAGCAUGCUGAGGCUGGUACCGAGUUUGGACAGCCCCAGCCAUUGAGCCAGAUAGCCAAUGAGGAACAAAGCUCUUUCUUGUCUACUUCAUGCACACAGACAUGCAGUUUGGAGGGAUAUCACCUUCGAGAUGACAUGGUGGCUGCUGAAGAGUCAGAAUUACCUGAAGAUGAUGUGGUAGGACGUGCUUUUCUUGAUAAAUAUGCCUUGUCAAGAGCGAAGCCUACACGCAAGGGAAGGUUCUGGUGGACAGAUGAUGUGGAUAGGCAACUGGUGAUUGAAUAUGCAAGACACCGAGCUUCUCUUGGAGCAAAAUUCAAUCGUGUAGACUGGGGAAAGCUUCAAAAUCUUCCAGCACCGCCUGAUGCCUGCAGAAGGAGAAUGGCAUCGUUGAGAACAAAUCGACAGUUCAGAAAAUCUGUUCUGAGACUGUGUAAUGUGCUUAGUCAGCGUUAUGUGGAUUACCUUGAGAAAUCCAAAGAUAAAAUAUUGCACCAUGAAGGUCAUCAAGCAAUGCAGUGUUAUUGUCUUAAAAAUACCUCGAACUUCCUCUCUCAAGAUCCAUGGGAUAACUUUGAUGAUGCCAAUAUAAAAUUGGCCCUGGAAGAUGCUCUGCAAUACAAAAAGAUAUCCAAAUCGGAGACCUUGAAUGAUGUUCAACCUUUCUUUGAUAACUGCUCAGAUGUUAAUACUGAUGAAAGACAUGGUUCUUGUGGUCCUCAAUCAAUUUUACCAGUUUCUUGUGGCCAAUAUGUUGAAAAUUUUCGUGAAAAGACUGAAGAUUCUGGUACACCAAUAAGCUCAAAUAGGAUCCCUCAGAAGUAUGUGAAUCUCACAAUUGGCGGCAUCCCCAUCAGUAAACGAUUAUAUGAAUCAGCAGCAGUUGCUAAUGCUGCAGAGCUAUUUAAGCUCAUCUUUCUCUGUAGCUCAAAAUCUCCACUUGUGCCAACCUUGCUUGCUGAAACUUUAAGGCGCUAUUCUGAGCACGAUCUCUUUGCUGCUUUUAACUAUCUCAGGGACAAAAAAGUUUUGAUUGGGGGCCAUUCCAAUUGUCCUUUUGUCCUUUCUCAAACCUUCUUGAAUUGUAUAGAAUUUUCUCCAUUCCCAAGUGAUGCAGGAAAAAGAGCUGCUAAGUUUGCCAGCUGGCUUUGUGAAAGAGAGAAGGAAUUGAUUGCUGAGGGGGUGGAUCUUCCAACGGAUUUGCAGUGUGGAGAUGUUUACCACCUUCUUGCUCUGCUUUCUUCAGGAGAACUAUCAAUUGCACCAUGCCUACCCGAUGAAGGUGUUGGAGAGGUUGAGGACUCCCGGAUAUCUAAACGCAAGUAUGAUGACAGUGACUUUUCUGACAGUGACAGGUAUAAAAGGCUGAAAACUUCAAUGGCUGGUGAUAGUGAGAUUUUCUCACGCCGUGCAAAAGGUUUUCCAGGAAUUAGGUUGUGCUUGAGGCAUGCUACACUUUCAAGAAUAAAAACUAUGGAUUUACUCAAAGACACUAACAACUAUACUCGCGCACAAUCUGUUAAAGAACAUCAAGCCACUGAUAUUAGCAGUGUCUCAUUGGACUCAGCUGACCAAGUAAAUGAACUUAAUGAGAGCGGGGUCCCAUUUACUGCAGUUUCUCCGACCGAGUCACCAUGGCAAGCCAUGACUACCUAUGCUGAGUGUGUUUGUUCCAUUGGUUCUUAUACGGAACAGAACUCUCUGGUAUAUCCGGAAAUGUUUAGAUCUGUUUAUUCAGCUAUUCAAAUGGCUGGUGACCAAGGUUUGUGCAUGCAAGAUAUCUCGAGGAUUCUAAAGAUGCAAGAGAAAAAGCUUUCUGAAGCUGUCGUUGAGGUGCUAGAAGCAUUUGGAAGAGUUUUGAAGGUCAAUGCUUACGACUCUAUUCGGGUGGUUGAUUCUUUAUAUCGUUCCAAGUACUUUUUGACUCCAGUGGCUGCUAUUCAUAAAGAUGCUACAUUAUCUCCUUAUGAAGAUUCUGAGGCUAAAAUAGAUGAGGAAUCUGCUACACAUAAUGGAGAAAAUCAUAAAGAUGUGGGGUUGCAGAAGGAAGUGCAUGGGAAUUCUGAUAAGGUACACAAAGUCACAAUUCUUAAUCUUCCUAAAGGGGAUGCUGAACCUUCAAGUGAAAAGCAAACCAUCAAUGUGGCCAAAGGUUGUAGACCUACUGAAGCUAGUUCACCCACAAGAAAUCAUCCAGAAGAACCAUAUGAGCUCCGCUCUACUGCUUUGCAUUUGUGUAAGCCAAUAUUGCCUUGGCUAAAUGGUGAUGGUACUACAAAUGAACGUGUCUACAAGGGACUUGUACGCCGUGUGCUAGGCAUAGUGAUGCAAAAUCCGGGAAUAAAAGAGGGUGAUAUUAUCUUCCACAUGCAUGUUCUGAAUCCUCAGAGUUGCAGAAGUUUGUUAAACAUUAUGAUCCUGGACAAUGUUAUCUUUGCGCGUAAGAUUCCUCAGACAAAUCCAGGCGGAGCGCCAGCAAUUCUGAGUAGUCUUCUUGGUAGCCAUUUCAAGAAGUCUAAGUUAAUUUCAAGGGAGCAUUUCUUUGCAAACCCCUCUAGUACACAUCUGUUGUAAUGAACAUAUAGUACAUAUUUAUGCAGGUAGACGUCGGAUCUAGAUAUCUAUUUGUUUUGAUCUUUUCGUUCUCCUGGUACGUGUUUGGGAUUGAGGCAUAGUUGUUGUCGUCAUCUCCUAGUGCUGAUCUUUGUAUAGUAAUUUCUCUAGGAAAAAAAUGCACAACUUGUAGCUCGAUCAGACACGGAAGUGGAUGUACAUGUAAUUUCAGGAUUUUCAGAAAUCCAGUAGCUUUUGCCUAAGAA
Molecule: messenger RNA, 5870 nt
Organism: Solanum dulcamara
Lineage: Eukaryota; Viridiplantae; Streptophyta; Magnoliopsida; Solanales; Solanaceae
Exons: 17
Coding region: 37-5625 (1862 amino acids)
Biological process (GO): transcription initiation at RNA polymerase III promoter; 5S class rRNA transcription by RNA polymerase III
Cellular component (GO): transcription factor TFIIIC complex
Molecular function (GO): DNA binding
Source: RefSeq, a predicted model, not a curated record